Messenger RNA from Saprolegnia parasitica CBS 223.65, 216 nucleotides. RefSeq lists its product as hypothetical. NCBI's taxonomy places the organism in Eukaryota, Oomycota, Saprolegniomycetes, Saprolegniales, Saprolegniaceae. The annotation marks the transcript as partial. The record is from RefSeq and is a predicted model, not a curated record. The transcript has 3 exons.
CCUGUGCAGCAACUCGAACUGAACGACGAGCAGCUCGCAUCGGGGUCACCGAUCGAGCUCCGCUUUGUCAAGUUCCAGCGCGUCUCGGCCUUGACGCUCUUUAUCGAAGAGAACAAUGGCGGCGACAUCUCGGCGCUCUCGAGCCUCCGCCUCUUUGGCGAGCCGAUUGCUGGCACCAACAUGAACGACCUCAAGAGCGCCGGCCACGAACAUUAG